UGGUUCGAAGCCGUACUGUGGCCGAUAAAGCUCAAGAAACAUGGAACCAAAAGGACGCGAAGAAUCGGCUGGGAGAAGUGGACAGGAUGUCCCGAAAGGCUCAUAUAACCGAAAAGGCGGGUUAAUGUGAAGGGGCGGAAGGGACAGAACUUGCGGGAGGCACAUGCUGGCCGACAAAGUCCUGGAGUUCGGAGUAUACAGUGUUUUUAUUAGGUGGAAACAAACGGGCUGCGGGAAAGAAGAGUACGGAGGCCAGGUGACCAGCAAUGGCAGCAUCGGGAGGGACCCACCAGCGGAGACCCAGCCUCAGAACCCACCGGCCCAGCCGGCACCCAAUGCCUGGCAGGUCAUCAAAGGUGUGCUGUUUAGGAUCUUCAUCAUCUGGGCCAUCAGCAGCUGGUUCCGCCGAGGGCCGGCCCCUCAGGACCAGACGGGCCCCGGAGGAGCCCCACGCGUCGCCAGCCGCAACCUGUUCCCCAAAGACACUUUAAUGAACCUGCAUGUGUACAUCUCAGAGCACGAGCACUUUACAGACUUCAACGCCACGUCGGCACUCUUCUGGGAACAGCACGAUCUUGUGUAUGGCGACUGGACUAGCGGCGAGAACUCAGACGGCUGCUACGAGCACUUUGCUGAGCUCGACAUCCCACAGAGCGUCCAGCAGAACGGCUCCAUCUACAUCCACGUUUACUUCACCAAGAGUGGCUUCCACCCAGACCCCCGGCAGAAGGCCCUGUACCGCCGGCUUGCCACAGUCCACAUGUCCCGGAUGAUCAACAAAUACAAGCGCAGACGAUUUCAGAAAACCAAGAACCUGCUGACAGGAGAGACAGAAGCGGACCCAGAAAUGAUCAAGAGGGCUGAGGACUACGGGCCCGUGGAGGUGAUCUCCCAUUGGCACCCCAACAUCACCAUCAACAUCGUGGAUGACCACACGCCGUGGGUGAAGGGCAGUGUGCCCCCUCCCCUGGAUCAAUAUGUGAAGUUCGACGCCGUGAGCGGUGACUACUACCCCAUCAUCUACUUCAAUGACUACUGGAACCUGCAGAAGGACUACUACCCCAUCAACGAGAGCCUGGCCAGCCUGCCGCUCCGUGUCUCCUUCUGCCCGCUCUCACUUUGGCGCUGGCAGCUCUAUGCCGCCCAGAGCACCAAGUCGCCCUGGAACUUCCUGGGCGAUGAGUUGUACGAGCAGUCAGAUGAGGAGCAGGACUCGGUGAAGGUGGCCCUGCUGGAGACCAACCCCUACCUGCUGGCGCUCACCAUCAUCGUGUCUAUCGUUCACAGUGUCUUCGAGUUCCUGGCCUUCAAGAAUGAUAUCCAGUUCUGGAACAGCCGGCAGUCCCUGGAGGGCCUGUCCGUGCGCUCCGUCUUCUUCGGCGUUUUCCAGUCAUUCGUGGUCCUCCUCUACAUCCUGGACAACGAGACCAACUUCGUGGUCCAGGUCAGCGUCUUCAUUGGGGUCCUCAUUGACCUCUGGAAGAUCACCAAGGUCAUGGACGUCCGGCUGGACCGGGAGCACAGGGUGGCAGGAAUCUUCCCCCGCCUAUCCUUCAAGGACAAGUCCACGUAUAUCGAGUCCUCGACCAAAGUGUAUGAUGAUAUGGCAUUCCGGUACCUGUCCUGGAUCCUCUUCCCGCUCCUGGGCUGCUAUGCCGUCUACAGUCUUCUGUACCUGGAGCACAAGGGCUGGUACUCUUGGGUGCUCAGCAUGCUCUACGGCUUCCUGCUGACCUUCGGCUUCAUCACCAUGACACCCCAGCUCUUCAUCAACUACAAGCUCAAGUCCGUGGCCCACCUUCCCUGGCGCAUGCUCACCUACAAGGCCCUCAACACAUUCAUCGAUGACCUGUUCGCCUUUGUCAUCAAGAUGCCCGUUAUGUACCGGAUCGGCUGCCUGCGGGACGAUGUGGUUUUCUUCAUCUACCUCUACCAACGGUGGAUCUACCGCGUCGACCCCACCCGAGUCAACGAGUUUGGCAUGAGUGGAGAAGACCCCACAGCUGCCGCCCCCGUGGCCGAGGUUCCCACAGCAGCAGGGGCCCUCACGCCCACACCUGCACCCACCACAACCACCGCCACCAGGGAGGAGGCCUCCACGUCCCUGCCCACCAAGCCCACCCAGGGGGCCAGCUCUGCCAGCGAGCCCCAGGAAGCCCCUCCAAAGCCAGCAGAGGACAAGAAAAAGGAUUAGUCGUGACUGGUCCUCGCCUGCUCCGGCUCCUGGCGACCACUACCCCUGCGCCCCGGCCCCCUCGCCUCCCCUCCCUGUCGCCCUUUCCCUGGACAGAUCAGGCCGGGGCGGCGGGAGGCCCGCCUCAGGCCAGGGCUCAGCGUGUGACGUAGGGGCCGGGGCAGGCCAGGGCUUGUUUGUGGAGGCGCCGUCUGUCCCUCUGUCCCUCUGUCCCUCUGUGUUUCCAGCCAUCUCGCCCUGCCAGCCCAACACCACUGGGAAUCCUGGUGAAGCCGACGUGGCGUUGCCGAGGGGGUGGGUUGAGCGGGGGCGGGGCCGGGCCCCCCUACGGGAUGGCCACGGCCAUUCAUCAUCUUGUCCCUCGUCCCCCUACCACACUCCCCUUCCUAGACCGCCGCCCUUUAACACAGUCUGGAUUUAAUAAAUUCAUAUGGGUGUUUAACUUAAA
This is a messenger RNA of Symphalangus syndactylus (siamang), 2642 nucleotides long. It is a transcript of the gene CLPTM1, whose product is annotated as CLPTM1 regulator of GABA type A receptor forward trafficking. Gene Ontology annotation, cellular component: endomembrane system; membrane. Lineage: Eukaryota; Metazoa; Chordata; Mammalia; Primates; Hylobatidae. The record is from RefSeq and is a predicted model, not a curated record.